AUGCAAAUUGCCACUACACAGAAAGUCGUGAAUGCGCUCUCUCCUGCCCGCCGCGUCCCCGACAUGCGCCGCGCCGCAGUCAACACUAAUGUCACUGCCAACCCGGUCAGGCCGCUGUACCAGCGGCUCCAUCGACCAACUUCUUCAAGGACAAGGCCAGCUGCUACUCCGGUGGCGGCGAAGCAAAUUAAGCCAGCACCCCGUGUGUUGGCGUCAAGGACAAUUACUACCGCUUCGGCGCCAAGGGUACCCAAGAUACUUGCUAGAGCUCGAGCUGACUAUAAGCAGAAUGCGGAUAGCAAGAUCGGUAAGACGCGUAUCCCGAGGCCUAUGAUUACGGCGGUGAAAGAGGCUAGUGUACGGAGGCAGUCAAGGCUUUGGGCGAGGAUGACAAGUGUGGUUAUUCGGCGUAAGAUUACGGUACUCGCUGCCGAGACCACUACGGAGGCGGAGGAUGAUGAGGAAGAGUUAUAUGUGGAGGCCGAGAAGCCUACGAUGGAGUUCGAAGAGCCGGCGUCGGAGAUCAUUGAGUCCGCGGACGACGACAUGGACAACACAUCGCUCAUGUUCAACGACAACAGCUUCGACGACUCCGUCAGCCCUGAGCAGCAGACUUCUGCCAUGAACCUCUUCGGACGGAAAAUGGUCAGUAUGAAGCGGCUCGGUAUGGGGCUGCGCACAAAUCGGGAUUGGUUCGUUGGGCUGUCUCGAUGCCCUGACUAUACCGGUGAUUCGGUUGGUUUGGAGCGCGUGCGAUCAAGGACUACGGUGACGACUGAGUCUCAUCUGACACAGGACGCCAGUGAAGGAGCUUUUGUCGAAAGGCCACAUUCGGCGAAGGCUCCAGCUUCACAGCUGCCUGUUGUCAAGCCAAAAUCUGUUGUUGUCUCCCAGAAGACUACGAAACGACAGAUGACUACUUCGAAGACAACGUCAACAUCAUCAUCGAAUCGCGACGCCACGGCGUCAAAGCCACGCAAGCCGGUCGCUCCGGUGGCAGCUCUACGCAAGACUCCGAACAAGCCAACCACUGUUGCCAAGUCGCUCCCGAAGCAGAACUUGGCUCCAGUUUCGUUGUCGAAGCGCAGAGUCAGCCGUGCGAACACGAAGAGGUCCGCAAGGAAGCCAGAUGCACGGGCAUCACGCAAGGCCAAGACUGUACUGAAGUCAGCCAUGCGCAAGCCCAACUCCCAGGCCGUCAAGAAGCACGUUUGCUACGUUGAGGGACCCAUCGCGCCACGCUUCUACGACGUAGAAGAGACCGUUAAGCAGUCCGCAACUGCAGUUGAUGGGUCCACAGCGUCAUUCCCCUGGGAGCCACUGACGGGCCUUCUCCACACUCAGCCACCCUCGCCAGGCAGAGGUGCAACUCAACUCUUUGAAGGCUCCGACAGUGGCGCUCUGACCAUCAAGCGACGCUUCCUCAACCGCUACGCCAGCGUCCAGCGGUACGAGGCGCGCCGCCGUGAAGAAGCGUUGGCUCGCAGCGAGCGACCAGCGCUGGGUCAGCUUGACUAUGGCAACGCAGACUUCAGGAUCGCCUUGCAGGCCUCCAAUGUCAUCACCGCGGAUGACGUUGGCAUGAUGCAGGAUCUGAGCAACAUCGGCAAGGCUGGCAAGUUGUGGUGCGGUAAUCGGGCGAUGGCAACACCCGUGCUGGUUUUCGGCAAGUUCAAGGAGCCGUUCCACAACGCGGCUAUCCCGGCAAAGGGUGUCAAGGCGUACAAGAAGCCUUUGCGAUGGCCCACCACUGGGGUUGAGGCCCGGCUAGAGAAGUUUGCGGACGAGCACCUGAAAUGUCUUCAGGCUGCUGAUUCGGUUAUCUGA
Alternaria ventricosa is the source of this 1827-nucleotide messenger RNA. RefSeq lists its product as uncharacterized. Bases 1 to 1827 code for a protein of 608 amino acids. Lineage: Eukaryota; Fungi; Ascomycota; Dothideomycetes; Pleosporales; Pleosporaceae. The record is from RefSeq and is a predicted model, not a curated record. The transcript has 2 exons.